Hypoxylon trugodes is the source of this 219-nucleotide messenger RNA. RefSeq lists its product as uncharacterized. The record is from RefSeq and is a predicted model, not a curated record. Lineage: Eukaryota; Fungi; Ascomycota; Sordariomycetes; Xylariales; Hypoxylaceae. The transcript is spliced from 2 exons. The coding region runs from base 1 to 219 and encodes 72 amino acids.
AUGUAUCGAGCUGUCCUCCGUGCUAAGAGGGAAGUGGUUGUUCGCCAAUCUGGCCUGAUUCUCGCGGAGGGUACUGCGCUUGACUGCUGGGAAGCCUUUAAGUACACACCCGAGGAAAUGUACAAACAGUUUGACGGUGCGGGUCUCACUGCAGAUCGACAAUGGAAAACACCAUCAGCAGAGAUGUAUCUUUUCCACCUCAAGCGAACCGUGGCUUGA